GGGCAUGUUUCUCCUGAGAUUUUGUCUAACGAAUUCUUAUAAAAAAUUGGCUUAAAAAUAUUUAAGGGAUGUUUUUGGCAAAAAAUUCGGGGGUUUUGUAGAAAUGUCUUCAAUUUCAAGCAGAAAGCUUACAAUAAUCGAGAUGAGUUGCAUUGACUUACAAAUCAAUAUUUCAUUCAUCAAGCACUCAACUAGCCCAUUCCAGUUUAAUGGAUUUCUUCAAUAACGUUAAGUAAAAAAAACACAAAUUUAUCAUCACACUUUCGCGGAUUUGGCGCGAAUUUGAUUCCAGAAUCGCGCGGAUUUGGCGCGGAUUCAAAUUUGGCUCGCGCGGAUUUUUUUCCACCCUUCUCGUAACAACCCUGAUAGUACAAUCGAAACAAUAAAGGGUGCUGACUAAUUUCUGUCUGAGGGGCUAAAAUCACGUUCAGUCCCAAUACAUGUUUCAACUAUAAAAUUGUUGAUAGUACAUCGAUUUUUUUGAAAUUUUGCCUGUGCAAGAAAUGUAGAUAGAGAGGUUUGUGUUCAAAAUUUCAGCCAUUUCCUUUACCAAAUUCAAAAGUUACAGGGCUGAGCCGCUAAACUAGGGCCUGUACAAAAUUUAAUUGCUCGUGUUCUACAGUUUCAUUGCUACAACAAAAAGUACUGCACCGAUUCACAUGAAAUACUGCAGGUGAAAUGAACACAUCUCAAGAUGUUACCAGGCCAGAUUUUAAUAAUUUCAAUGUGUCUAUUGCCGAGUUACAGUCGUAUUCCUGUGUCCCGAUUAUUGCGGAUACAUGCUUUAUAAGUAGAAAUCACUCAGUUGAGAGCCACCGCUCGUAUACAUCGGACGUGAUCGCAUUCUUUACCAUCGUAUUUCGUGAUUCAUUCCUCUCGCAAUGAGUGUGCAGCGAAAGAAUACCAUUGUGGUUGAUUUUGGCAUCCUUCCCACUCGGCCUGAAAUUGCCAAGAUCCAGCAUUUUUUGGAAAAGGACAUUCAGCUGCAGUUGUCUGACGUAGAGAACAUUCAGCUGCACCAUAUUCGCGGCUGUGUGUUGAUUGAAGUCAAAGAUAAUGACACUGCUGCUCGAUAUCAGCAACUGCACAACAAUAGGCACAACAUCAUGCAUGGAGACAAAGCCUUCAGAAUUCCCGUCUAUGUCGAGAAUGAAGCGGUGCCGGUGCGUGUUCUCGACCUUCCACCGGCGAUGAAGCACACCACAGUAAUUGAUUUUCUGACGCAGUAUGGCAAGGUUCAAUCGGUUACCAGAGAGCGCUGGAAAAAUUUCUUUCCGGGCGUGUACAACGGAGUUCGGAUCCUGCACAUGAAGAUCGAACGUCCGAUCCCUUCCUUCGUAACUAUUGAGGGAUAUGAGACCUCAAUCUCUUACCCAGGUAUGCAAAAAACCUGCAGGCAGUGUAAUAAACCUGCCCAUCCGAAGCAAAAGUGUUCGGAUACACCGAACAAUAUCAUCACUUCCUCUCAAACACCAACCAAUACCGCGCCCUCGUCGGUUCCAGCGAAUAGGGAGGAUUGCUUCUUGCUAAACGUCGACGACUUUCCACCGAUCAACGCACAGCAAACAACAGCAGCGGCAGAGGCAACAAACGAACAACAACAAGCAGAACCGAAAAGCGUACCUACGACGGCGACCAACGACGAACGACGGAAAGCAACAGAACCGAACCACGAGAACGCAAACGAUGAUAGCUCAUCUUCUUGCACAACUGAAACCACCAACAAGCGGCGACUGAGAUCAACUACGGCAAAGGAAAGGAAGAAAAUGUGUUCUAGCCUAACUUCUCUGAACGAUUGUCAGCCCAGUGUUGAUAAUCUUUCUCAGGGUGAUGCAAUUUUUUCGGUCUUUAAAAGUCCAAAUACAUCUACAACUAUUUUUAAAUCGGGUAAAAAUAAGAAGAAGUUGUAACCAUUGAUAUAUUGCAAAGAGACGAACCAGCUCAGGGCUGAAAGUCUCAAAAAUAAAGGAAAAAAAAAAAAAAAAAGAAAUCACUGAAACCGGUGGUUAUUUCAAAUUGAAAUGUUUGGUUUGAAACAAACAAAUUUGGUUUGAAAACUACUAUUUUUCCAGUUUAAAAAAUAACAAACCUGUUUGUUAUUUCCAACCCAUUGUGGUAAGUAGCUAUAGGCUUACUUUACGCUUUAUGCGUUUUCUACUGUGCUCUUUUCAGGGCGCUGCUUGAACCCGUUGUGGUACGCUUAUGCGAUUCUGUCGAUCCUAUUCCCUACCUCAUCCCUUAUUCCUCCCUUCCCACUCCCUCAGCUAAAUGAUGAAUAGGCUCGUAUUCAUGGUGCUGGUACAAAUUUUCGAACUGGAGGAGAACGUGCCUCUGGCUGGAGCAGGUCUGCUGAUACCUAUUUCAAACCGAAGCCAUUAUUCUCCGUGUAGCUCUGAAGCAGGAUGCGCGGAGUUCUGUGAUUUCUGGACAACAACCAACAGUAUACCGGUUUGCGUCCAUUACUGGUUAGGGAUCGUCUUGGCAUUGCGGCGUCGCAUGCACGGCUCAGGGCUCCGACUAGAUCGUCGAUGUUACCCUCCAUGAGUAAUCGCUCCAUAAAUUUCGGCUUAUCGAAGGUCAGCUCAUGACUCCGAGACUGCCUGCCCCUGCAACUGUUGUGGGGCUUCACAGUGGUUCAGGUUUAGCUGUUUAAAUGCAUGUUUUUCGUCGGUUGGUUGGACCUCCUCGCGUGCCUGAAUAUUGAGACCCCCCCGGUCGUGUGACUCUUGUUCGCCGUGCAAAUCAAGCAUUUUCCUGCCGAGUUGCACUCCCUGGCAGGGGCGUACAAUUUCGUUUCAAUGAUACAAUUUCAUGCAACAUUUUGAAUGGGUCACUUCAAGUGUUUCAUACAUUUUUCUAAUGACUCGGUCGUUAAAAAAAACUUUUCCACUCAUCGUAGCACUCGGUAGUCUCCCACCCGGUCGCAUUGCUUGUGCUUCACCCGUCAGAGCAUUAGUGUCUCACUGGUGCGCGCUAGUCUCUCAAUGGUUACGGGCGCCGGUUUAUUGGAUUUAAGUGGUCGAAUUUGUUAUCCUCUUUCAUAAAACAUAAUUAUCAUUCUAUUGGCGUGCACCACUAUUUAAAAAUGUGGUUUAAAUAGUGUUUUUAGCAUGUUGAAGUAUUUCAAUGACUCAUAAAUGAAAUGAAAAUCCAAGUGUAUCAUUCCAUGUUUCAUACACACUUGUUUCUGUAGCAGCAACGAACGAGUGUGUUGCUGGGUGAGAGAUGAAGCAUCACAGCAGUCCGUUCGCAUGGGAAACGAUUUGCUACAGUCGUCGUACGUCAUGUUUUCCUUUCGAAAUUGCACGACCCUGCUCCCUGGCGAUAUGGUCUCCAUUCCGCACUCUGUAGAGGUCACUCCUGUCGGGACCUUUACAUGUCCUCGACUUGUGUUCUUGCUCAAAGCACUUGAAGCACGGCGCUGGCGGCUCGUAAAUGCUGAGCAAGCACACGGACCAGCCAACUCCAGGGUUGUUACGAGAAGCGUGGAAAAAAAUCCGCGCCAAAUCCGCGCGAGAAAAAUUUGAAUCUGCGCCAAAUCCGCGCGAUUGUGAAAUUAAUCAUAGAGUUUGAAUAGUCUACAAUAGUGUAUGAAGAAAAGGCACUUUCAACUUGAAUGGACUAUUUGAGUGCUGGGUGGGAGCUGAACUGUUGAUUCGUAAAUUAACGCAGCUCAUUAUAAAUGUUCUAAGCUUUCUACAGUUUGAAGAAGUUUUGCCACAACUCUAUUUCAUGUUUUCUUUCAGCAAUAUUUAGUAAAAUUUUAGUAAAAUCGCUGUAGCAAUCUACAGCGCGUUCUUGGAGAAAUCGGUCAGAACCCGUAGUUCAGGAAAAUAUGCCACAAGAUUUGUGAAAAAAAUUGUGUCAUUUUCUAACAAAGAAAACAUUGGAAAACUUAAAAAAAAAUCAUGGAGGUAUUUCUAUUUGUAUGCAGAACCUAAUGCAAAUUUUUCGAAGAAUUCUUAAAAUAAUCAAUCGUACCAUAUCCAUGCGCGUAACUACAGCGCAUUUGUCCGCUCAGUUCCAAUGCCAUGCCCGAGCUGUACGUCCUCCUAUGAGGACUGAGGUUCCUUGACGGUUAGGCGCGGGAACCGUUCCCGGUUCCACGGGCCGAGCCGUGUGCUGGACGGAGACCUAUUUUAGGUCCAACAAAAGAGGUCCUAAUGGACGGUAUCUUUUAAUAAACAAUCUUCAAAUAUAGUGCGUGGUAUUUAAAUUACCUGAGCGGUAUCUUCCCCAAA
This is a messenger RNA of Aedes albopictus (Asian tiger mosquito), 4241 nucleotides long. RefSeq lists its product as uncharacterized. Lineage: Eukaryota; Metazoa; Arthropoda; Insecta; Diptera; Culicidae. Bases 882 to 1910 code for a protein of 342 amino acids. The record is from RefSeq and is a predicted model, not a curated record. The transcript has a single exon.